CUCCAAGAACCCCCCUUCUUCCUCCCUCCCUCUCCGAGGCCUGUCCACGGGGACUUGGGGUCAGCCAGAAAAGUCAGGCAACUUGUCAGGGACCAGAGCAAGGGGAGGUGAGGUCUCCCAACCUGGCUGGGAUUCAGCCCCUGAGAGCGCCGGCGGGUGCCCAGCCCCACCCCUUGUGCCCUGUCCGUCCCUUCAGACUUUGACCCUGAGCUCCAGUCCGGGCCGAGGACAGGAUGCCCCAGAAUCGGGAGCCUCCCUUCAGGAGAUAGGACCCUGGGCCCACAGCAGCUGCCUCUUUGCUGCAGAGAUUUGGCACGCCAGGUGACUGGGGGCAGGGGUAGGGGCACAAAAGAUCUGAGCGUUCCUCCGGUGUCGGCAGAGAAGGUCCACAUUAGAGCCUGACGCAGGUGACAACCUUGCAGGGACCACAGGCUGGCACGAUGCGCGUGGUCGUGAUCGGAGCGGGCGUCAUCGGGCUGUCCACCGCCCUCUGCAUCCAUGAGCGCUAUCGCUCGGUCCUGCAGUCGCUGGAUGUGAUGGUCUAUGCAGACCGCUUCACCCCACUCACCACCACCGACGUGGCUGCCGGUCUCUGGCAGCCCUACCUCUCGGAGCCCAGCAACCCACAGGAGGCGCACUGGAACCAGCAGACCUUCAACUAUCUCCUGAGCCUCAUCGGGUCUCCCAACGCCGCAAACAUGGGCCUGGCCCCAGUCUCAGGCUACAACCUCUUCCGUGAAGCCGUUCCGGACCCUUACUGGAAGGAUAUGGUUCUGGGAUUUAGGAAGCUGACUCUCAGAGAGCUGGACAUGUUUCCUGAUUACAGCUAUGGUUGGUUCAACACAAGCCUGAUUCUGGAAGGGAGGAUGUAUCUGCAGUGGCUGACUGAAAGGUUAACUGAGAGAGGAGUGAAAUUCUUCCUGCGGAAGGUGGAGUCUUUUGAGGAGGUGGUAAGAGAAGGCACCGAUGUGAUUAUCAACUGCACUGGGGUGUGGGCUGGGGCGCUGCAACCAGAUCCCCUGCUGCAGCCAGGCCGAGGGCAGAUCAUUAAGGUGGAUGCGCCAUGGUUGAAACACUUCGUUAUCACCCAUGACCCUGAGAGAGGCAUCUACAAGUCUCCAUACAUCAUCCCAGGGCUCCAGGCAAUAACCCUUGGCGGCAUCUUCCAGCUGGGGAACUGGAGUGAAACAAAUAAUAUCCCAGACCACAACACCAUUUGGGAAGGCUGCUGCAGACUGGAGCCCACACUGAAGGAUGCAAAAAUUAUCGGUGAAUGUUCUGGCUUCCGGCCAGUACGCCCCCAGGUUCGACUAGAAAGAGAACAGCUUCGCUUUGGAUCGCCAAACACAGAGGUCAUCCACAACUAUGGCCAUGGAGGCUUCGGGCUCACCAUCCACUGGGGCUGUGCCCAAGAGGUGGCCAAGCUCUUUGGGAAAAUUCUGGAAGAAAGGAAUUUGCUCAGGAUACCACCAUCCCACCUCUAAAGAUGCCAGUGACCUCCGCCACCCCUCAAUAACUCCCGGCUCCUCUCAGUCACUAAAAACUGUGCUCUAUCACUUGCCCCAGUCCACCCCACCCCUGACUUCUUUCUGCAAGAAGCACAAGGUGAGAGGAAACCACAAGGUCAAUUCCAAGAAGUGAGUAUGGCUCUUCCAGUGGCCGAGGUAUCUCUCUUGAGUCCACUUAUAUGGUGUCAUUGCUUCCUUUUUCCUCCUAAGGUGGGUAGCAGAAUCUAUUAACAUAGGUGGGUCACCUGUCUGGAGCAGGACAGCAGACAUUAAGAAGUACAGCCAGAACCGUUACCCAGUGCAUUCACAGAGGAAGGAAAGCUCAGAAAAUCCAAGUGGAGAGACAGCUCUGAGUGAGGAGGGUUGAGGAAGCUUUGAGUGAGGAAGCUCUGAGUGAAGAGGGUUCAUGAGGAAGCUCUGAAUGAGGAAGCUCUGAGUGAGGAGGGUAUGAGUGAGGAAGCUCUGAGUGAGGAGGGUAUGAGGAAGCUCUGAGUGAGGAGGGUUGAGGAAGCUUUGAGUGAGGAAGCUCUGAGUGAGGAAGCUCUGAGUGAAGCUCUGAGUGAGGAGGGUAUGAGGAAGCUCUGAGUGAGGAGGGUUGAGGAAGCUCUGAGUGAGGAAGCUCUGAGUGAGGAGGGUUGAGGAAGCUCUGAGUGAGGAUGCUCUGAGUGAGAAGGGUAUGAGGAAGCUCUGAAUGAGGAAGCUCUGAGUGAGGAGGGUUGAGGAAGCUCUGAGUGAGGAGGGUUGAGGAAGCUCUGAGUGAGGAGGGUAUGAGGAAGCUCUGAAUGAGGAAGCUCUGAGUGAGGAGGGUAUGAGGAAGCUCUGAGUGAGGAGGGUGUGAGGAAGCUCUGAGUGAGGAGGAUGUGAGGAAGCUCUGAGUGAGGAGGGUGUAAGGAAGCUCUGAGUGAGGAAGCUCUGAAUGAGGAAGCUCUGAGUGAGGAGGGUAUGAGGAAGUUCAGUGUGAGGGAGGGUGUGAGGAAGCUCUGAGUGAGGAGGGUUGAGGAAGCUCUGAGUGAGGAGGGUAUGAGGAAGCUCUGAGUGAGGAGGGUAUGAGGAAGUUCAGUGUGAGGGAGGGUGUGAGGAAGCUCUGAGUGAGGAGGGUGUGAGGAAGCUCUGAGUGAGGAGGAUGUGAGGAAGCUCUGAGUGAGGAGGGUGUAAGGAAGCUCUGAGUGAGGAAGCUCUGAAUGAGGAAGCUCUGAGUGAGGAGGGUAUGAGGAAGUUCAGUGUGAGGGAGGGUGUGAGGAAGCUCUGAGUGAGGAGGGUGUGAGGAAGUGCCGAGUGAGGGAGGGUGAGGAAGCUCUGAGUCAGGGAAAAUGUGAAGAAAUGCUGAGUAAGGAAGGAUGUGAGGAAGCGCUGAGGGAGGGAGCUUGUGAAAAAAUGCUGUGUGAGGGAGGGUCUGAGGAAGCCCUGAGUGAGGAAUGCUGACUGAGGAGGGUGUGAGGAAGCUCUGAGUGAAGAGGCUCUGAGUGAGGAGGGUUAAGGAAGCAGUGCGUGAGGAGGGUAUGAAGAAAUGCUGAGUGAGGAGGGUAUGAGGAUGGCUGAGGGAGGGAUGGUGUGAGGAAGCUCUGAGUGAGGGUCUGUGUGAGGAAGCGCUGCAUGAAGAGGGGUGUGAGGAAGCUGUGUUAAGAGACAGUGAAAGUGGGAGUGUUUCCCAACACUCAGGAAGCUCUGAGUGUUGGAGGGUAGAAGAAGUGCUGAGUGCGGGAGCUCUGAGUGUGGAAGGCGUGAGGCAUCUUUGAGUAUGGCAGGGUGUGAGGUAGCUCUGAGGGAGGGAGCUCUGAGUUAGGGAGUGGAAGCUCUAGUGAGGAGGCUCUGAGUGAGGAAGGUUGUGGAGGCUGCUAGUGAGGGAGAGGGUGUGGAAAGCCUGAGUGUGGGGAGUCCUGAGUAAGGGUUAAUGUGAUGCAGCUCUGAACGAGUGAGGAUGUCCCAACCUUGGUGCAGUAAGGCCACAGAAAGCACUUGAGGGAGCGCUGUAACAGAUUUCAUGGCAGGAGUAGGCCAAAGAGGUGAGACAUUGAACAACAUGUAAUGCCUGUUCCACAUCCAUGCUAGAACCAUGCUAUCUUGAUUACUUGUAGCUUUGUAGUAAGUUUUAAAAUCCCAGCUGGGAUUUUUGAUAGGGAUUUUGUUAAAUUUAUGAGGUCAAUUUUAGGAGUUCUGAUAUGGACACCUUAACAGUUUUAAAUCUUCAGAUUCAUGGUCAUGGAAUGUCUCUAUUUUUUAGAUCUUUCUUUCAGGAUUGUUUUAUAGUUUGUAAAUGUCUUGGACUCUUGUUAAAUUUAUUCUGUUUUAUCCUUUUUGAUGCUAUUGCGAGUAGAAUUGUUUAAUUCAGGAAGUGCUCUGUUUUCUGGCAUGUGGGGGCAGGAAUAUUUGAAGUGGUUCAUCAUCAAAUAUUCUGGAUUAAUGGAGAAUGAUUAUAUGUGAUGUAUCUAGAUGUUCAAAUGUCAAGGAAUCAGAAUACAGUAAAGUACCAACAGUGACUAAG
Bubalus bubalis (water buffalo) is the source of this 3990-nucleotide messenger RNA. It is a transcript of the gene DAO, whose product is annotated as D-amino acid oxidase. The record is from RefSeq and is a predicted model, not a curated record. The transcript is spliced from 11 exons. Bases 441 to 1484 code for a protein of 347 amino acids. Lineage: Eukaryota; Metazoa; Chordata; Mammalia; Artiodactyla; Bovidae. Gene Ontology annotation, molecular function: FAD binding; D-amino-acid oxidase activity.